AUGGCAUCAACAAGAGCACUGCCUAGUCUGGUGUCUCGUACCAACUUUGUAUCAGCUCUCCCCUUAGGUGCUGGUCGAGGCAAAGCGAUUUUACCUACUGUAGGAGCAUCAGCAUCAUCCCAUGGAGACCAUCACGCUCCAUCCGCUUGGGGCCCUAAACCAAAUGUAAAUGGCGCCGUCCUAUCUCACACUACCUCAUACACUGGCAAAAUCGGACUAAUUCAACAAAAGAGAUUCGCACACCACGCAUCGCCAGUCACCAUCGCAAACGAAGACUCGAACGUAUUCUCUCCCCCUGAAACUCAACAAGCCUACAAAGUAGACAUGAAAUCCUACGACGAGGACUCGGCUCGUGUAUACAACUACUUUAUGUUUGGCUCCCUCUCCGUACUGGGGGCCGUCGCUGCCAAAUCCAUAGUCACGGACUUUCUAGUCAACUUGGCUGCCUCUGCCGAUGUAUUGGCAAUGGCCAAAGUAGAAGUAGAAAUGGCUGCUAUACCUGAAGGAAAGAAUGUCAUUCUCAAAUGGAGAGGAAAACCAGUCUUUAUACGUCACAGAACUGCUGCCGAGAUCGAAGAGGCUAAUAAUGUCAAUAUGGCUGAACUACGAGAUCCGGAAACUGAUGCUGCUCGUGUAAAGGAUCCUCAAUGGCUCGUUAUGUUGGGUGUAUGCACUCACUUGGGUUGUGUGCCAAUCGGUGAAGCUGGCGAAUAUGGUGGAUGGUUCUGCCCUUGUCACGGUUCCCAUUAUGAUAUCUCGGGUCGUAUUAGGAAGGGCCCUGCACCACUUAACUUGGAAGUCCCUGAAUAUGAUUUGAACGAGGCGGAAGGAAAGAUCGUCAUUGGUUAA
Molecule: messenger RNA, 849 nt
Organism: Synchytrium microbalum
Lineage: Eukaryota; Fungi; Chytridiomycota; Chytridiomycetes; Synchytriales; Synchytriaceae
Gene: RIP1
Product: quinol---cytochrome-c reductase
Exons: 3
Coding region: 1-849 (282 amino acids)
Biological process (GO): mitochondrial electron transport, ubiquinol to cytochrome c
Cellular component (GO): membrane
Molecular function (GO): quinol-cytochrome-c reductase activity; 2 iron, 2 sulfur cluster binding
Source: RefSeq, a predicted model, not a curated record